Molecule: messenger RNA, 1125 nt
Organism: Micromonas pusilla CCMP1545
Lineage: Eukaryota; Viridiplantae; Chlorophyta; Mamiellophyceae; Mamiellales; Mamiellaceae
Source: RefSeq, a predicted model, not a curated record
AUGGACCCGCCGCCGCCGCCGGACCCGCCUCGAGCGGCACCGCCUCCGCCACCGAACUCGUCGACAUCGGCCGCGUCGCGCGGGGAAGAUUGCGUGGGCGUCGGCGGGACGCUCUCGUGGACGACGUCCACGGACUUUACCCCCGUCCCUCCGCCGCCGCCGCCGGCGUCGAAAAACGUCGCCCCGAGAGGCGUGGACUUGCGGGACGCGAAGGACUGGGAAGACUACGUCCACACGCGCUGGUCCAUCGCCGGCCGCGGGGACGAUCAGCCCGUGCUCACGCCGCACGCGCUCGACGGUCUGAGCUUUCCGGUCACGCUCGCGAGGGCGUUGCAGCUCGAGAGCGUGCGCGGAUCGAUCGCGGCGGCGAGGAGGACGUCCGCCUCCGCGGCGGCGGCGCCGCUGACGAUCGUGAUCGCCGGCGCGUCGAGUAAAACGGAGCAGUUCCUCCUCGAGCACACGCGGUACUGGGAGGAAGUUCCCAUCUGCGCGCCGCAGCCCGGGUCCGGCGGCGGCGGGGAGAUCCACCUCGUAUUCGUCGGCCCGGACGCGCGCGAGGACGCCGCCGCCGCGGCGCCGCCGCGACGGCUGUCUCCCGUGCUCACGGCGAGCGCGCGGCGCGGGACCGUGGGCGCGUUCCUGUCGCGCGAGCUGCCGGACGGGCACCCCGCGGUGGUCGUGGGGUUCAACACCGGCAUGGGCGGCGGCGGCGGCGACUUAGCGCGCGCGUGGGCCGGAGAUCUCGUCGAGAUUUUAUCGCGCGAGCACCUUCCGAUGGUGCUCACCGCCGCGAACGAUUACGCGGACCUCCGAGGCGAGGUCGCGGUGUUCCGCGCGCUGGGCGCGCCGCGCCGAACCCUUUCGCGCGUUCACGCACACGGUCGCCGCGCGCGGGGACGGGCUCGAGACGCGCGCGGACGGCGCGGGCAUGGACGAGCGAAGGAUGGAGAGCUGCGCGAACGCGUUUUCGUACGUCGUGCGCGGGUUCCAGCCGGGGAAAGGCAGAGAGAGCGGGCUGAGCGACGACGUGCUCGGCGCGCUCGCGGCGAAAGCCGCGGAGCGCGCCGCGGGGGAGAAAUGGGACGCGCUGGGGAUGCGACGUUAAGCGAGACGACGACGACGUAG